AUGAUCAUGGAGGAGGUUGCUAGGAACUUGGACCAGGAAGCAGUUGGAGAGCUUGUAGCUGAGGAGGAACAGCUUGAACCUGAGGAAGCAUUGGAGGCUUUGGCCAUAGCAACUGGUCCAGUCACUAGAUCACAAACUAAACUGCUCAACGAAGACAUUGGAAGAGUACUUAGCCGUUUAAGUCGGCAGCCAUUCAUUCCAUUACCAUCUAUCAAUUUCCAUCGAUCUAUUCAUCCUUUCAUCAUUCCAUUCCAUCUCGCCAAGUCCUUUGAAUCCAUUCACUCCAUCGCUACAAUUCAACAUCUACUUGCUUCAAAGUGUCGAUUCUCUACAAGGGAUUUAUCACCUCAGGACUUUCAUCGACAAGUUCAAAGGCGUAGCCUCGCGCCUCACGGCAACCGGCACCGAAGCCUCCCAGCACUGAAAAACGGGCUAUGGUACGAAUCGGCUUUCCGCGACGACCUGAUACUCAACAAUCCCCGCACUCUGGAAGAUGCCCUAUGCCGAACCAACAUCUUCAUCGCCCUGGAAGAAGAAAAGGCUGCCAUGGCAAAACGCCACACCCCCACUAAAACGCAGGCGCCCAAGGAGAAAUCAAAGGAGAGCACUACGAACCAAGGCAGCACUACGACAGGAGCUAUCGGAACAACGAGGCCGAACGCAGGGCCACGAACUGUUAUGUCGGGAACGAUCGCCCCCGCGAACAACCAAGCCAGCCGGACCGAUCAUGUCAGAGCACCCCCAGUGGAACAAAUACGUCCGCCCAGCCGACCCGAGAUCGUCCCAAGGAGAAGGAUCUUCGCAGUCUACUGCGAUUACCACAAGCGCCCUGGCCACGCUACAGCGCAAUGCCGACACCUGCAGGAGUACCUCCUCGGCAAAUUCACCAACGGAGAUAUCGGGAUCCGAUCCAGCCUCUUUUCAAAGGAACCCGAAUCGUCCGCCUCCGAACGCCCAAGGAGGAGCGUCGGAACCCCAGCAGGCCAGGAGAUUCCCGCCCGCAGGACCCAGUCGCGACAGGAAAACGCCGAUCAACAGAAACAGAACCACGAAGAAACGAACGCCUGCACGACUACGGAAGGAAGACGUCCACGGCUCAACAGUGGAAGCAGGACGUCGGCCGAGCUCGACGAGGCGAGUGUCAUUUCCUUGAAGGACUCGGACGCCAACGGUCUUCACCCCGCACAACGAUCCUCUGAUGGAACUCCAGGACUGCCGAAUAAAACCCAAGAAAAAGCCUCUGACAGGAUUCUCCGGAGACACCACCAUGACGGUCGGCACCAUCAAACUCCAGUACGAGUAGGACAGGUCACCAAGAUCGUCAAGUUCGUGGUGGUCGACAAGCCGGCAAUCUACAACGCGAUCAUGGGAACCCCGUGGAUCCACUCACUAAAAGCGGUCGCCUCGACGUACCACCAAUGCCUCAAGUUCCCAACGCCGAACGAAACCGUCACGAUCCGAGGAAGUCAGGAGAUGUCGAGAAUAUGCUUCGUUGCCGAGCACAAGCUACGUCAUUCAUCCCAAACCUGCGUCAUCGCCGCAGCUUCUCCGACCGUCGAAUCCAGCCUCCCGCCCCAGAGCGAGCCCCCUCGAGAGUUGGUCAGCCAGGAGAACAUCGACGACCGGGAUCCAGAACGCUGUGUUGGGAUCGGCACGGAAAUCUCGACCGCCCACGAGCUAAACGUCGACCCGACGUUCAAACCGAUCAAACAGAAGCGGAGAAAGUUGGGCCACGAUCGCGCUCAAGCGGUAAACGACGAGGUCGAGCGCCUAUCCAAAGCGGGUUCUAUCGUCGAAGUGCGUUACCCGGAGUGGCUCGCGAACCCGGUCGUGGUGAAGAAGAAGAACGGCAAAUGGCGUGUCUGCGUGGAUUUCACCGAUCUCAACAAGGCGUGCCCCAAAGAUAGCUACCCGCUCCCGCAUAUCGAUCGGCUCGUAGAGGCAACGGCAGGGAACGAGCUGCUAUCCUUCAUGGAUGCUUUCUCCGGUUACAACCAGAUCCAGAUGCACCCGGACGAUCGGGAGAAAACAGCUUUCAUAACCGAUAGGGGGACCUACUGCUACAAGGUCAUGCGUUCGGCUUAA
Messenger RNA from Microthlaspi erraticum, 2085 nucleotides. NCBI's taxonomy places the organism in Eukaryota, Viridiplantae, Streptophyta, Magnoliopsida, Brassicales, Brassicaceae. The record is from the annotation of a GenBank genome assembly.